Messenger RNA from Colletotrichum godetiae, 1329 nucleotides. RefSeq names its product acyltransferase 3. Lineage: Eukaryota; Fungi; Ascomycota; Sordariomycetes; Glomerellales; Glomerellaceae. The record is from RefSeq and is a predicted model, not a curated record. The transcript has 3 exons. The annotation marks the transcript as partial. Gene Ontology annotation, biological process: polysaccharide biosynthetic process. Gene Ontology annotation, cellular component: membrane. Gene Ontology annotation, molecular function: acyltransferase activity, transferring groups other than amino-acyl groups.
AAAUUGGGCCCAACAGCGUACCUAGACGGUCUGCGCGGCGUCGCAGCCUUCGUGGUCUACAUCUUCCACUUCUCCUACCUCUGGUACCCCGACCUCCGCUGGGGCUAUGGCCUCGGCCACGAUAUGUUCUGGCAAAUGCCCAUCAUCCGCUCCCUACACUCCGGCCGCGCCAGCGUUACCGUCUUCUUCGUUAUCUCGGGCUUCGUCCUUACGCUCAAGACGCUCACAAUGAUCCACAAGGGGAAGAUGGAUCAGGCGUUUAGCGCAUUGGCCGGCUCAGCAUUCCGCCGCCCGUUUCGACUAUACCUCCCUAUCUUCGCGUCGACGUUUAUUAUUGCCCUCUUGGUAUAUGGAGGGGAGUACACACGAGAUCCUUCGGGAGCAUCUGUACCUCCCCGGGGCCCGACUCUCGACCAGCAGUUACACCACUGGUUCUGGAGUACGGUGGACUUGAUGAACCCUUUCCGAGUUAUCGUCAAUCGGGAGAAUAUGAAGGGAAGCGAGUACGAUGGGCAUCUCUGGACAAUCCCCGUCGAAUUCAAGGGCUCGCUGCUCGUUUUCUUCCUCUUGCUUAUUUUCGCUCGAGCAAAGAGAUGGAUCCACAUGGUCGGCGUCACAGGCGUUGCAAUCUGGUUAGUCCGUAUCGGUGAUUGGGACCAAGCUCUCUUCUGUGCCGGGCUCCUUCUCGCAGAGCUCUCCAUUAUUCUCCCCAACGCAGCCCCGAAGAUAGCAGAGAUACCCGAAGACGAGCUCCCUAGUCACAAACUGCGCGUUGUCAAAAGAGUCGGCUCAAAAUCCUUCCACAUUAUCCGCCACGUCGGCACAAUGGCCCUUUUCUUCCUCGGUCUGCAUCUCUUCUCCUAUCCCGAGUACUACGGUGCCUCGACCCCUGGCUUCAUCACGAUCUCGCAAUGGGUACCGGACUACUACAAGGCCAUGGGCGACCGCACCCAACUGUUCUGGAACUCGAUUGGUGCCAUCAUCUUCAUCUUCGCCAUGAUGUACUCCCCGGCCGCCGAAGCACAAACAGCCGAACCUCUCCUCCAACGCCCCUUUACCACCAGUUUCGCCCAGUACCUCGGACAGAUUUCCUACUCGUUGUAUCUAUGGCACGGCGCCAUCAAUCACAUGGUUGGCGUCAGGUGGCUAUCACCAGCGCACACUGCGCUGCAGCUCGCUGGUGCCCAGGCCAAGGCAUGGAGUGCGUACGCGCUUGCGUUCUUCUGGGGCUCUUUGGUGAACACACUGGCGCUGUUCUGGGCGAGCGAUGUGUUUAAUCGGAUAGUCGAUGUGAAUGCUGUGAGGUUGACUCGCUGGCUUGGCGAGAAG